This is a messenger RNA of Vigna unguiculata (cowpea), 935 nucleotides long. Its product is annotated as trypsin inhibitor DE-3-like. NCBI's taxonomy places the organism in Eukaryota, Viridiplantae, Streptophyta, Magnoliopsida, Fabales, Fabaceae. Gene Ontology annotation, molecular function: endopeptidase inhibitor activity. The record is from RefSeq and is a predicted model, not a curated record.
AAAAAGCUUAAUCUGUUCCAUAGCCAGUCAAAGAAAUGGCGAGUCCAACGCUUGUUGCUCUCUUCCUUCUUUCUGCGCUAACCUUCUACCCUCCUUCAACCACCGCUCAACCUGUCAAGGACGCAAAUGGUACCAUCGUUAAAAAUGGUGGCGUAUACUAUAUAUUGCCACGCUUUUGGGGAGGCGGCGGCGGUGGAAUUAAACGAGCCAUAACUGGAGACGAAACUUCCCCUCUCUCUGUUGUUCAAUCUCCCUUCGAGACCGAUCCAGGGCAAGGAUUAUUAAACACAGAGCUGGCAACGUAUUCUCUUAACAGAGAACCCAGCCAGAUUGCUUGGCAUGCAGCUUCAGAGGCUGCUAUAUAUUCAGCUUCACAUGAUGAGAGUGCCACUACUGGUUCCUUGGUGGAACUCCAAGAGAUUGGGGUCCUUCCCAAGAAAAAUACGUAUCCAGCUGUGCUUCUCCGAUCAGUUUUAUCCCCGCACCAAUCUGCAUCUGAGUAUCCUACCAGCUCUUCAGUUCCUCUGCACAGAAAAACAAUAGAAUAUAGUUUGGCUUUUGACAUCUACCAACAAGGAUGGCGUCUUCAAUCCUUAUUCGCUUCCGCUUUUAUUCCUGAAGGCAGAAUCUACAUUAGCUACGACUAUGUUCCACAACCCGGUGUUCCCUCUAACUACUGGACCGCCGUUGAGGGUGAGGCUGAAAGAACCGUCGUUAAAGUGGGGUACCCAAAUUCCCUCCAAGGCUUCUUCACUAUUUACAGAACUUCCUCAGUCAAUAGCUAUAAAUUUCAGUUCUGUUCAAAUGACGACGCCACCUCCUGCAGUAAUGUUGGGAUCAUUAGGGAUGAUGCAGGGAACAGGCUUUUGGCCAUCAAUCCGGAAAACACAUUCAAGUUUAUUCUUGUGCCACUUUCGUCUGAUGCAUCUAAAUGA